AUGAACUCUCCUCCUACCACUUCAUCGUCACAACUUCUUUCUACACCUGAUGCGCGACCAAAGCGAGCGGCAGUUAGUGAGGAGCCCGGGAAGAAGCCUAAGAAGCCGAACAGCGAGAUACGAAAGCAACAGAACAGGAUAGCUUCACGUAACUAUCGAGAGAAGCGUAAACGAAAGCUCCAAUACCUCCAGCAGUUGAUCAGGGACGACUCAGAGGGCCGUCAGGAGUCAGAACCUUCGCCUGAGCAGCACGAAGUGUACCCGCGCUCUCUGUCCGCAGACUACGACAUUACAGGCGCGAGUUCAUCACCAUACCAGAUGCCGUCAAGCCGUGUCUUCGGCGCAAGCAGCGCAGUUGCAAACGAAGCCAUCCUGGCAGCUACCGUCGCAUCCCUUGAUCCUCAUCACCUCGCAGUCGACCAGGCGUAUCCUUCUUACCCACCUCAUUGGAAUACGCACAUCUACUCUCCGUCUCCACCAGCAAGCAUACCUUGGAACAUGCCGCCAGCAUGGAUGUCGAGUUUAGACUACUCUGCACAGGCAGCUACGACCACUCGCCCCUCUAUGUACCGAUACCACACCCAUCCAUCACAGCCAUCGUUUCAGCACCCGCAUACGCCAUCACCGUCAAACUUCCAACGCGAUUUCCUGCCGAACACAGAUGUCUAUGGCUAUGGCGCAAACUACGCAUCACACAGCCAGGCGCCUGGCAACCCCAACGUGAGUCUGCCUACCUCGUACUCGUACUCGCCGUAUCACCAGGGCCGGCGGACUGCUCCACAUUGA
Molecule: messenger RNA, 786 nt
Organism: Alternaria novae-zelandiae
Lineage: Eukaryota; Fungi; Ascomycota; Dothideomycetes; Pleosporales; Pleosporaceae
Exons: 2
Coding region: 1-786 (261 amino acids)
Biological process (GO): regulation of DNA-templated transcription
Molecular function (GO): DNA-binding transcription factor activity
Source: RefSeq, a predicted model, not a curated record